CUGCACGAAUAGCUGAUAAUUAAGCGAUUACACCAUUCGGCAGGUUUGCAACAAACAAGCUACUGAGUUGGGGUAUCUGUUGCGGUGCUAUUAAGUCAAGGUUUUUGAACUGACGUAGUAAACUUGAGUUUUCACAUUUUGACGUCUUUUCGUGGAACGAUGGCCGACCCUGACACACCCAAACGCACCGUUCCGACCCGCAACAUCGGUCGGCGUGGUGCCGAAGAGACCGGGGAAUGCACCCGCACGCUCAAUGCCUUCGGCUGGCAAGUCAACGAGAUCGAUCCCCACGGGCAGGAGUUCAAUGAUUUCGCCCGCAGCGGGGCCACUCGGCCCAUGGCCGAUCUGGCCUGUGGAUUCGGUUUCUCCACACUGGCGCUGCUGAAGGAGUCCACAAUCCCGGUUAUUGCCAAUGACCUCUCGGAGGAGCAUCUGGCCCAGCUGUUGACCAUGGUGACGCCGGAGCAGCGGCGCCGUCUAACUGUUAUCCCGGGGAAUGCGCUGGAACUGCAGUUUGAGCCGGGGUCGUUGGACGGAUGUCAGGCGCUGCGGUUCCUGCACUUCCUCCAUCCGGCCGAGAUACGGCGGGCGUUUGAGAAUUUCGGUCGGUGGAUUGCUCCGGGUGGGAAGCUGUGUAUGACCAGUGGGACACCGUAUUUAAUCGAGGCGAAAGAGAGCGGAUUUUUGCAGGUGUAUGAGCAACGGAAAGCCAGUGGUGACGAAUGGCCAGGAUACAUGACGGCGGAUAAUGUGUGCUGGCCGGAAGGGAUCAGUGUGGAUCACGGGUAUCUGUUCGAUAAGGAUGUCCUGCAGCGUGAAGCAACCCGAGCCGGCUUCCGUGUCGAUCGACUGGAGUACAUCGCCAGGGAUUACGCCUACACCAAUGGCCAGGAGAAUAUUGGCCUGCUUGCCACAAAGCUGUAGCUUCUUGAUCGUCUUCUAUAAACAUUUAAUUUUUUUGUUCCAAGUUUCUUAAGUAACGUGUACUGCUUUUUCAAAGAAGAACUGCAAAUAUUCGUGGGCGUCAAAAAGUCGUCAUGCUGCGAGAAUCCCCAUCAGUAAGCCAUUUGUUAGACUCCGUUUUAAGUUUGCAAUUACGUAGAUACCUUAGUUUAAAAUUACAGCGUAUUAGUCGACAUUGCAAAAUUGUUGUAUGCUGGCAGCCUGCCGUUACCGAGUAUUCAAUGUCAGAACCUCAGAAGGACAAACAAAAACAACGAA
Paramacrobiotus metropolitanus is the source of this 1221-nucleotide messenger RNA. RefSeq lists its product as uncharacterized. Bases 160 to 924 code for a protein of 254 amino acids. The transcript has 2 exons. Lineage: Eukaryota; Metazoa; Tardigrada; Eutardigrada; Parachela; Macrobiotidae. The record is from RefSeq and is a predicted model, not a curated record.